Parastagonospora nodorum SN15 is the source of this 1026-nucleotide messenger RNA. RefSeq lists its product as hypothetical. Gene Ontology annotation, molecular function: acyltransferase activity, transferring groups other than amino-acyl groups. The transcript has a single exon. Lineage: Eukaryota; Fungi; Ascomycota; Dothideomycetes; Pleosporales; Phaeosphaeriaceae. The record is from RefSeq and is a predicted model, not a curated record. Bases 1 to 1026 code for a protein of 341 amino acids.
AUGCAUGUUCACGAACACCCAGCAUCAUCCCCCUUCCUCCAGCGAGCCCUCAAAGCCGCCCUACCAUACAGCAUAAAUCUGGUAUACCGCACACAACACAUCAACCGAACUGAACAUGCACACGUUCUUGCUACAUUCGCACAAGAUGCGGAGGUCCCGACAUGCUGGGCAGCAGCCUAUCUCGACCGGUCCAUGCGGCCAGAAACUGAACUGUGGAUCUUUGCUGCUGGAGAAUUGCCAAAUCACUCAAAGUCACCCGAGGGAUUUUGCGAUGAGUGCAAACGAGCGGUGCUGUCGUUGCUAGACUACAUGUCUACUUUGCCUACGCCGCCGAUGCGUCCGGACAAUCAGCCUGCGCUAGACCUCGCAUAUCAGCAUGAGAAAGAGUUCCCAACGCCGGGUCCCGAUGGCGAAUAUCCGGCCCACCCAGGCACAUUCAUGCGUCACUUGCUUGAAGCAAAAGUGAUCUUGGUAGGCGCAUGCCCUAAACCAAUAUUGGAGAUCAUGCGCGAGAACGGGCUAGUAAGACGGGACAUGCCAGGCGCACAUUUGGAAUUGAACAAGUUUGUAUUCAAGCUUUCUGAUCUGCCGAAAACGAUGGAAUUACCUGAAGGGCUACGUUGGGGUGAUAUGAGAGAGCAAGACAUGGUUACAGUGAAGGCGCGCACCAACAUUCCUCGAUCAGCAAAGACGCUGCUUUCAUUGAAAAGCAUGGGCGUAUUCGAAGAGGGAGGUGGAAGACCUGUAGCAUGGACAUUUCUCGGACUCGACGGUUCCCUCACGACAUUGCACACUGAGCCGGACUACAGGCAGAAGGGUAUAGCCAAGGCUGUUGCGGCGAAGAUCAUGCGGAAGUAUGCACCCGGGCUUGCCGUGGAUGACGAGGGCAACGCCUGGUCGCAUGCAGACGUAUACUUGGGCAACAUGCAGAGCGAGAGUGUGUGCAAAAGUCUGGGGGGUAAGGCGCUUUGGAAAGACUACUGGACGCGCAUAGAUCUUGCAAAAUCUGGCAGCCUAGGUGCUUAA